Messenger RNA from Anopheles cruzii, 977 nucleotides. RefSeq lists its product as uncharacterized. The record is from RefSeq and is a predicted model, not a curated record. NCBI's taxonomy places the organism in Eukaryota, Metazoa, Arthropoda, Insecta, Diptera, Culicidae. Gene Ontology annotation, biological process: negative regulation of transcription by RNA polymerase II; rRNA processing. Bases 1 to 897 code for a protein of 298 amino acids. Gene Ontology annotation, molecular function: DNA binding. The transcript has a single exon. Gene Ontology annotation, cellular component: nucleolus.
AUGGUAUUCUUCACCUGCAACCACUGUGGAGAAGCUCUGAAGAAGCAAGCCGUAGAAAAGCACGGCUACAGGUGCAAGCGGGAACUGAACGUUUCGUGUAUGGACUGUAACAAGGAUUUCUACGGCAAGGAGUAUGAUGCGCACACGAGCUGUGUUACGGAGCUGGAGAGGUACUCGGAUAAAAAUUACGUCCCCAAGGCGAACGCAAACAAGGGCGCACGGAAGCAGGAAACGUGGAUCAGCACCAUACGCGCGAUCACGGAGGCCAAGCGCAACCUUCCGAAGGGUGUAACGUCGGUGUUCGAGGUGAUCCAACGGAACGACAACAUACCGCGCAAGAUGAAGGGCUUUAUGAAUUUCUUUCAAAACUCGGCCAAAUACAUACGCAAACCGGACGUAGAGGCGGCCUGGGCUUUGAUCGAAGAAGAAGUCAAACGCAGCAAACCACAACCCGUUGAAACGGCGGCCAAAACAAGUGAACAAAAACCCUCAAACGAAACCACAGCACCAACGAACGGCAAACGAAAACAGGAACCGGAGCAGGUACCGGAGCAACCCGCGGGGAAGAAACGGAAAACGGGAAACACUUCCAACGGCACCGAAAAUGGACACAACACUGAAGCAGUGGCCAACGGAACAACCGAAUCGCCCGCAGCAGAAAACGAUGACCAAACGAAUGGUAGCGAAAAGUUCCGAUGGAACGACGUGAUUCGCAGUUUGCUGGUUUCCAAAAACAAUCAAAUGAAACUGUCCAAGCUGAAAAAGAAGGUUCUGAAACGCUACCGACAGUUCUCCGAUGGUGACGGUGCCGAGGGAAAGUUCGAGAAGAAGUUUAGUAAGAAAUUGUUAAAAGCACAGUUUAUUGUGGAAAGCGACACUGUACGAUUGGUGGCGUAGAUAUACAACCCGAACGUUUGUAUGUAAUGUAAUUAAAUAAAUACAUCAACAUAUUAAAGCUACUUAAAGUACCUAUCGCU